AUGGACUCCGAAGUCCCCGCCGUAAGCCCCGCGCAGCUUCUGAUGCACGAGUCGCUGGGACGCAUUGUCACUAUGACAUGCCUCCGCUCCAUUAUCGAGCUUCGACUGUACGACCUGGUUCCAGAGACAGGAACAGUCUCGCUCACCCAACUCGCGAAAUCAAGUAAUGCAAGCGAAGAAAUUCUCAUUCGGCUGCUGCGUCCUCUUCUCGCGUCCGGUAUUUUUGCGUCUCCCAGACCCCGAGAGUAUAUACAUACACCCGGAUCCAUUGGGUUCAGACAGCCGGCAAUUCGCGCUGCGUUCCUGCACGGGUUUGAUGAGACUCUACCCUGCUUCUUGGUGCAGCAUCGCUGGUUGGCAGAUAAUGGUUGGAAGUCCCCUGAGUUGCCCGAUAAUUGUCCCUUCUCCAUGACCCACGGAGGCGACUCCCUAUUUGGUCACUUGGAAAAGAACCCGGAGAAGGCCGAAGUGUUUAAUAGAGACCAGGAAAUGGAAUUUAUUGGCAUCGUUGGUGUGUACCCUUUCGGACAGGAGCUCAAGUGGUCCGGCCCUGAGGACGUCUUAGUCGAUGUGGGAGGAGGCAAAGGCCAGGCCAGCCUGGCGCUGACCAAGGCAUAUCCAGAAUUGCAUAGGAGGGUCGUGUUGCAAGACCAGGCACCAGUUCUGAAGAGUGUAGAGCAUGAAGUGCAAGCAGUCGUUAAGGAAAUGAGGGCAUACAACUUCUUCGACCCUCAGCCGGUCAAAGGGGCUGCUUUUUAUUACCUCCGUCGCAUUCUCUGUGAUUGGCCGGACAAGGCAUGCAAGAUCAUAUUGCAAAACCAAGCGGAAGCUAUGGACUCACAUUCGCGACUGCUGAUCGCCGCUUUCGUCGUCCCAGAAGUAGGAUGUGAUUUUCUGACUGCUGCCUCUGAUGCCGUUAUGAUGACUUACGCAGGAAAGGAGCGGACAGAGGCGCAGUUCAGACAGCUGUUGGAAAGCGUCGGUCUAUACUUGACUAAAGUGUGGCAGACACCUGGGGAGCUGCAAGCAGUCCUAGAAGCUCGACUCUCGUAG
This is a messenger RNA of Neoarthrinium moseri, 1053 nucleotides long. RefSeq lists its product as uncharacterized. The coding region runs from base 1 to 1053 and encodes 350 amino acids. Gene Ontology annotation, molecular function: O-methyltransferase activity. The record is from RefSeq and is a predicted model, not a curated record. NCBI's taxonomy places the organism in Eukaryota, Fungi, Ascomycota, Sordariomycetes, Amphisphaeriales, Apiosporaceae. The transcript is spliced from 3 exons.